Messenger RNA from Procambarus clarkii (red swamp crayfish), 1443 nucleotides. Lineage: Eukaryota; Metazoa; Arthropoda; Malacostraca; Decapoda; Cambaridae. The record is from RefSeq and is a predicted model, not a curated record.
AUGGCAUUACAUAUUGCAAUCUGUGCUCCUUCCUACUUCAAUAAUGAAAAUGAUGAGGUCUUGCGAAAGUGGAAUCAACUUCAAGCUUUUUGGGGGUUUGGUAAAGGUUAUUAUUCGUCCAAUAUGUCACCUGUAGAGUUCACAUCUGAAAAUCCAUAUUGUCGUUUCAAAGUAGUUUGCUAUACAAAAAUUCCCAAUUAUCGUAAUGAAGAUGGUAUUGUGCAAAUUAUAAUUGGAAGGGGCCUUUCAGAAGUGGAGGCCUACAAACAGGAAGUUAUUUCAGCAUUGAGUCUAUUAUUCGGAGGUAAUGAAGUUGUUGUUAAUGAAAUUUUUGCUGCUGAAGUACCAAACAAAACGAACUUCAGAUUUUACAUUCAGCAAGUUUUUCCUAAUGGAGAGAUUCAACGUGCAUCUACCACUGACACCUUUAGUCAUAUGUUAAGAGCAUCAUACAAUCCAAUUUUUAAGAUUAUUCCAAUGUUGACUUUAACUGAACAACAAAUGAAGAAAUAUCUUGAUACACCGCAAAGAGAUAUUACGGGGUAUUUUUUUAUUGUACCUACAUUUGUGGAAUUAAAAAUUAAAAUAAAUUAUUUAUUGUUUAUAGGAAUUGAUCCAGCAUUGUGGGAACUGGGCAAGCAAAAAAAUCCUGACCCAAAGAAAUUGAUACCUGUUGUAAAAGUGGGAUUUCAGGAAUUACAGAAACAGUUCAAGUAUCAAGAAGAAUAUGGCAAUAAAAUUCAUAAUAGUAUGAAGAAUAUUAUGGAUGAUAUAAGACAAUUAAGUUGUAUGCAGACGACAAUUAAAGUUACCAUUCAGAAUUUUAAGUUGAAACAGACAAAUAUAAUGCGCCGAGUUCUAAAAUUGGUGUCAGCACAAGAGGUUGAAAGGAAAAAAAAUCUACCACUAGAAGAAAUAGAGGAUCAGAUUCGACUGCGAUUAGAAAACUUGUAUAUGCAGCUGCAGGACCUCAAGGGAUGUUUGAAUGAACUAAUGGCUCAGUCUAUAAAGCCUGGUAGUUUUCCGCGAGCCCAACGGUAUGGACUGGUUGUUGACAAAGUGCAGGAUAUAUCACAAUACCUAAAAUGGCAGCAGGAUGCACUUCAGGCUAUAGUUAACAUACUUAAGGAAGAUAUACAAGUGGUCGUUAACAUAAAGAAGAACAUCAGCUAAGUUUUGAGAGUUAAGGAAAUUGGCUAACCGUCAACCAACUUCCCCAAACCACAUUCAAACAUUGGUAAUUAACCCUAUCAUUGUUUAACACCUCCCUCCACCCUUUCAGGGAGGGUAUGAUGCUACACUGAAUUUUUUUGGUUCGUAACCAGCAACACACAUUGAACUGAUGAUAUUUCACUCUCUCAGGGAGGGUAUGAUGCUACACUGAUUUUUUGUUUGUAACCCGCAACACACACAUUGAAUUGAUGAUAGUCAAUAAAUUAAAUU